Molecule: messenger RNA, 834 nt
Organism: Podospora pseudocomata
Lineage: Eukaryota; Fungi; Ascomycota; Sordariomycetes; Sordariales; Podosporaceae
Exons: 3
Coding region: 1-834 (277 amino acids)
Source: RefSeq, a predicted model, not a curated record
AUGACUUGUCGCGAAGCUGGACCUGAAGUUCAGCCGGGCUCGGCAUACAGCGCCAUUGAAAACCUACAUCUUAGCCCCAACUUCACCACCUCCCCCUCCUCCCUCCGCCUCGGCUACCUCCUCCCCGACCCCCUCAGCCCGGACUUGAUACCCCUGAACCGAAACUCGCGACUCCCCAUCAACCCCAACGACCUGCUACCCCCAACAACGGUAACUUCCUUCUCCUCCACGCGGAAAGACCUCCUCACCGGCCGCUUCGGCGUCUGGACCCCCCUCCUCACCGGCCGCUUCGGCGUCUGGACCCCCCUCCUCGCCGGCCUCAAGCUUCCGAUGGGCGCCGACCUCGGGUUAUUCUUCGAGCGCGGCUCCAACGACCGGGUGUCGGAGCCGGAUGAUGUAAAGGGGUAUUUGACGGAGAGAAAAUACCGCGUGCCGGUGUAUAUCGUUACUGGUGUCAAGAUCGCCAGGGGGGCGUCGGUGUCGUUGGAGAGGACACGGGAGGCAGAUGCACGAGUGGGGGUGUCGGGGCCGGAGGGGGUGGCGGAGGUGAAGCCGUUGCUGCAAAUUGGGAGGAAUAGACUCCAGGGUGUCGCUUUUGAUACAGCGAGCGAGUUUGUUCUGGCGUUUCAGGUGAGAAGGAUUAAGUUUGCGAGGGGGAGGGUGCAACAUGAGUUGAGUUUGAAGGGGACGAGUAUGUUGGGUGAUGAGAGGGAGGAUGUGCAAGAGUGGAAGGUGGACUCGGUGGAUCAUUUUGUGGGUGAGGAGGAUGAGGUUGAGGUUCUUGAGGAUUCGGAUGAGGUUCAAUGGGCGGUUGCUAGGGAGUUUGAGGACUGA